AUGAUACCGCGCACGGCGCAAAUACGCCAGCAGCAGGCGAAUGAGAGACGCAACAGGUUGGAAGAGAGCGCAGCUCGUGCGGCGCGGGAGGACAUGUUUGCUCGACACAACGUCAUGCGGGGUGUGCGUGUUGGAGGCGCGCGUCUUGCAAACACCAACCGGUACACACGCCGAGACCCAAACCGAGGCAUCAUCACACAAGCUGAGUGGAAUGAGCUGGUAGAACAGCAUGAAGAUUCCGGUUUUAAGUUUAGGUUUUUAUUCCUUGGGCUUGUCCUUUUUUCCGUUGCUUUAUUAGCACUUGCGAAGUAUGACAUGGAGUUCAACGUGGAGCCCCCUCAAAUUGAAAGCGGGAAAGGGUUUGGGGAAGUUGCCUCGGACAAGGGCACGGGCAAGAAUUUAGAGGACUUGGAGAAGUACUAUGAAACACUCGGUGUGAAGGGCCGGCUGCAGUCCAGUGACACAGAAGCUGGGGCAGAAGAGGAUGGACACGAUGCGGAUAAGGAGCGGCGGCGGGAGAACUUUCGCGUUCGCAAAGAAAUUCGUCAAGCGUACAAAACGCACCAACAACAGCGCGGACAGCUUGUGCAUUGUGGUCGAAGCUGUGAAGCCCAAAGCAAGCAGGUGGAAUUGGCGUACAAUCGUUUGGCCUCUCAAGUGGAUCGUGAGCUAUACGGGGUUUUGGUGGGUGCGAAGGACACCAAGUCCAAGCGGUCUUUAGAUGCUGCAGAACUAAAAAAGGCGUACGAAGUAAAGAAGAAGGAACUGGAAGAAAAUGAAAAGGAUGAGGAAGAUCGAGAGAUGGCCUUGGAGGAACUCAAGGAUGCGUAUGACAUUCUUGUGAAUCCAGAGGCUCGCAGCUAUUAUCUUCUGUACGGAAUGAAACCCCCAGAGCAUAUGCGUCACAUGAGUGCUAGAAGUGGCGGCUGGGGGCAGGAAAUGACACUGGGCGUGUACAAGAACCGGUUUAUUUUGGCUUGGCUGGACUUCCUUCAUGGUUACAUUGGACUUUGGGGGGAAACUGUGGUCCUUAUUGCCGCAUUGGCCUUCUUGCUUUCACGUGUUCCAAUGGCGCUAAAACAGUCCCAGCGUCUGCUGGAUGAUCUUGAUUGGGAGGCCUCUGUGGAAGAAACUGUUCAGGGCAGAAGCAAAAAGGACGAAAACUCCGAGUUGAAAGCGUGA
Molecule: messenger RNA, 1182 nt
Organism: Trypanosoma rangeli
Lineage: Eukaryota; Euglenozoa; Kinetoplastea; Trypanosomatida; Trypanosomatidae
Exons: 1
Coding region: 1-1182 (393 amino acids)
Source: RefSeq, a predicted model, not a curated record